This is a messenger RNA of Lucilia sericata (common green bottle fly), 1669 nucleotides long. RefSeq lists its product as uncharacterized. The record is from RefSeq and is a predicted model, not a curated record. NCBI's taxonomy places the organism in Eukaryota, Metazoa, Arthropoda, Insecta, Diptera, Calliphoridae.
UUGCUUAUUAUUGUGAAAACCUUGUACUACUGCUCUCUUCUUUAACGAAACGCCAAAAAUAUAAAAAUCAUAUGAACAAUUUCCACUCACAUUUAGAAGUUCUGUUAUACUGCAACUAAACAGUUAUAAAAUUACUAAAAUCCAAAACAAAAUAAUGAGUAUCUAUAAUGAAGAUGAACUAGUGCCUCCGUCUUGGAUAAAUCAAGAAUUUCUGCAAAAAGUUUUAAAACAAUACGAAAAUAAUGAACAUUUAAAGAUAAACAAUUUUGUUUUAAGUCCUGCCACAUUAAAGGGUGAUCAUUAUGGCAGUAUUAUGUUUAGAUGUAAGCUAACCUAUGAUCUUGAUAUGGAGGGUAUAAAGCAGCAAUCUUUUGUGAUUAAAACCAUACCGGAGGAGAAAUGUUCAAAGCGUGAUAUGUUGGGAGAAUCUGGUGUAUUUGAAACUGAAAUAUCAAUGUCACUAUACAUUGAUAUUUCACUCUAUACUCUACCAAAAAUAGAGAAAAUUUUACAGGAAAUCGGAGAACCCACUAAAAUGGCAGCACAACUAAUUUAUCAUUCUCUGGAACCUCACCAAGUUAUUAUCAUAGAGGAUCUUUGUGAGGCCGGUUAUAAUACCAUACGCGGUCGUCAUUUAACCGAGGACGAGAUAAAAAUGGUCUAUACCAAAAUAGCUAAAUUUCAUGCUGUCUCUCAUCUAUUAAGCUUAGGUGAAGAUCAUGAAAUUGUAACAAAAUAUGAAAAAGGCUUCUUUAGUAAUUCUGCCAUUAUGUCUAUGGAUUUCAUACGUAAUGGUAUAUGGAAUUUUAUACAAAUGCUAUCAGAACAUCAGGAAUUUUCAGUUUAUUUGGAAAAGGUAAAACUAAUGCAACCCCAUAUGAUGAAAAGUUGUAUGGAUCUAUAUAAUGCCUAUAAAUUGAAUAAAGGCCAAGGAGAUAUAUUCGUUUUAAAUCAUGGUGAUUUUCAUAAUAAAAAUUUAAUGUUUAAAUUCAAUAAACAAAAUCAAUUGGACGAUGUCAUAUUUGUGGAUUAUCAACUGAAUUGUUUUGCUCCCUCCGCAGUUGAUACUAUAUAUUCGCAGUAUACUAUGUUAAGUCCGGAAUUACGUUUGAGAAGAAAUGAAUUUAUGCUGCAUUAUUUUACGGAAUUUAUAAGAGUUUUGAAAAGUUUUAAAUAUCAAGGGGAAUUGCCUAGGUAUUCGGAUUUUCAAAUUGCUGGUUAUAAAUAUAGAUAUUUUGCUUUACUUUUAAUGUCCACAUUUGUGCCCAUGUUUGGUGAUGCUAUAACCUCCAAGGCGGAGGAUUUGAAAGACUUUGAUAGCUCUAAUUUUUUGGAAAAUGCUGCUGCCAUAAGUUUGGCCUAUAAAAAUACCAGAUUUUUAACUGAUAUGCGCAAUUAUUUACCAGAAAUGUUAAGGGAUGGCUAUUUAGAUUAGUUUGUUUGGAAAUAAAGUUUCAAAUAUUAAGCAAAAGUUUGUAAAUUUGAAAAUUAUUGACUGUGGAACAACUUCAGCAUAUUGGACAUAACUUCCUAGCAAAAAAUCUUAAAAUUUUGGUACAUUACCUAGUAAUGAAUAGUCGUUAUCAAUAAUAUUAUUUCAAAGUUUUGAAUAGGUUUUGUAGACAAUUAUCUAGAGCAUCUGUCCAAUAAAAAAAGUUUGUGGUUCCAA